AUGGCCGAAUCAGACCACUCUCAUACGGCCACACGGUCCGCAUUACCGGAGUAUCUUCGACGGACCAUAUCAGCAGUCCUGUCUGAGAUUUCGGGACCCGGGCUCGCGGACUUCGCGCAGACGCCGAGUGAGUAUCUCACGCUAGAGCAUAUCAAGGGUCUGCAUGACAGGAAGUUGCAGUACGCUUAUCUCCUGCUGGCGCGACACUUGUGCACGGAAAGGCUAAAGGGCUUUGGUGCCGAGUUGAGAUCCAGGGCUGAUGGCCAGCGGGACGUCCAUGGGGAAGGGCAAAGUGACGGUAGUGAUGACAUUGAUGAGGACGAUGACGAGGACGUUGAAGUGGAUGGUAUCUCACCAGAAUUGAUACUGGACAGGGCUGAAAUUUAUGAGGCACUGGGGUAUGCGGACCUCGCGCUCGCAGACGCCUAUGUUGCCUAUACUCUGCUACUUGUUGCUUGGGAUGGGUCUUCGGAUAGUGAUCUGGUGCCGGUCACACGGGAUGGCGAGAGACUUCGCCAGAUCCAUGGUCAUGAGACCAAUCCCGAGGAUUUGGAUGAAAAUGCGGAUGAAGGUGUGGUAAUGAACGACAAUGAUAACCAGGCCGCAGGCGAGGAUGAUCAAGACGAGACCGAGAGCUACAAUGACAGCGAAUGGAGCAGUACGAACCCUUGGAGGCACCGUGACUGGGUCAUGGAUGCCAUCGCCCAAGCACUAGGGCUGCUGUGCCGGUCUGCACUGAUACUGGGCUGUGAUAGUCAGGCGAAGAUUUGGUUCGACAAACUUGUCAACCGCGGUUUUCUUUACGAGAUUGAAUCGGGGGAUGAAUCUUAUGAAGAGCUUGCAGGAAAGAGACUGAGGAAGUUGAUCGUGAAGGUGGACUUAUUCAAGGAUUUUUGGUGUGUUUUCCACGUCGAUAUGAAAGACCUAGAUAAAAGACUGGAUCGUUUGGCGUUGAGCAAGUUCGAGAGGAGCGAUUCUGUCACUUUCCCAUUGUUCGGUUGGAGUCAGCGCCAGAUAUAUCCCUGGAACGAGCAUGAGCCGGACAGAAUGGGUCAGGAAGCAUUGCGGGAUAUCAACGAAAGAUUAGCAAUUGCGGCUCCUGCCUUGGAAGCCAGGUUGUCCACGCUACCUGCUCUUGCCCCACCAGUGAAGACUGCUAAUGCUGGCGAAGGAGAUAUUGCAUGCGAUGAGAAAUGGACGCAAUUGGGACUCUACGCAAAUAAAGACCUUGAACCGGGCUCAACAAUCCUCGAGGAACGCUCGAUGCUUACAGCUAUACGGCCACAUGGAGAGGCGCUCUGCGAUGCCUGCGCAGCAGAUAUGGAGCCCAUACCAGCCACAGAUAGACGGUACUGUGGAGGCUGCAACCUUCCAUUUUGUUCGGAGGAAUGUCAUACUGUAGCGACAGCACGUUACCACGCUCCCAAUGAGCAAGAUGAAGAGACAGAGGAAGGCUACCCCCCAGAAACCUGCCCUUUCUGUCCAGGCACAGUAGGGAACGAUGACAUACAUAUUCUAGGCCGGGCUGAAAGUUCAACUACCCCUGAGUGGGAUCUUUAUUUUCUUUUACUAUCCCGGACGCUUCAGAUGGCCGAGACGCAGGAGACAUACCCUCUAGACCUCUUCGAGAUCAAAUACUUGUGGGGGGAUUUCUCACCGACACCUGAUGUCAACAACCUCAACAAGGAUCUAGAAGGGAAGGGCACACUGCCUUUCAGUGUGCGCCAUCACAUCGAGCUCCCUCUUCAGUGGUUCGAGAUCCUGAUGCAUUCCCGUCCAGAGUGUCGGCCGUACAGCGCAACCUGGUUGGAAAAGUACGACUGGUGGGCCGUGCAGACAUUGUUCGCAAAAUUUCGCGGCGUCGCUGAUGCUCAACAAUCGACUUGGACUGGCAAACCUGAAGUCGCAGCCGUACACCCAUUAUGGUGCCUAGCGAACCAUAGCUGCAACCCCAAUGUUACAUGGAAGCCUUCCGGAGUGAGGAACCUGACGGUUGUAACUCAGAGGGUUUGGAACACAGCACUCGAAGAUACUACUAAAAGCGAAACUGGUGAUUCUGCGUGGAGUGGCAUCAAACAGGGAGAUGAGAUCUGGAACCAUUACACGGAUAUAAACGAAAAGGACUAUCGAGAGAGAAGAGCACGGUUGCAAGCCGUGCUCGGAGGUGAUUGCCUGUGUGAGCGAUGUACGAGCGAAGCCAACAGAUGA
This is a messenger RNA of Exophiala bonariae, 2208 nucleotides long. RefSeq lists its product as uncharacterized. The record is from RefSeq and is a predicted model, not a curated record. The transcript has a single exon. Gene Ontology annotation, cellular component: nucleus. Bases 1 to 2208 code for a protein of 735 amino acids. Lineage: Eukaryota; Fungi; Ascomycota; Eurotiomycetes; Chaetothyriales; Herpotrichiellaceae.